AUGGAAAUCAUUAAAAGUGAAAAAGGUCGAGAUCUUCUAUGCUAUAACGGAUAUUUAUAUAGAUUUGACAAAAACAGUAGUUGGCGAUGUAUCGAAUGCAAUACGAAAAAAUGUCGUGGUCGUAUUAAUUUGAAGGAUGGUCAAAUUAUUCAUGAAAGUGAAAAAGAGCACAACCAUACACCUGAUAUUGCAAAAAAUGAAGCCAGAAUUGGAAUGCAAUUUUUAAAAACAACUGCAAAACAUACUGAACUUAGUACUCAAGUAGUUUUAGGUGCAGUAUCUUUACAGGUUACUAAAGCGGUUGCUGGUCAAUUACCAGUAGUUGAUUCGAUGAAAAAAACGGUUCAACGAAUUCGCCAAAAAGAAUUAAUGGCACUAGCAAUUCCAGCUUCAUUGAAGGAGUUGAUCAUUUCACCCGAGUUUACAACAACAUUAGAUGGUAAACCAUUUUUAUUGGAUGAUAGCUACUCACAAAAUCAAGAAAUUCCACGCAUAUUAAUUUUUUCAACUACGGAAAAUCUUGAUAUGAUGGUUGAUUGUGAACAUUUGUAUAUUGACGGUACUUUUUCAUCGUCACCUAGUAUUUUCUACCAGCCAGGGCCUGAUUAA
Macrosiphum euphorbiae (potato aphid) is the source of this 609-nucleotide messenger RNA. NCBI's taxonomy places the organism in Eukaryota, Metazoa, Arthropoda, Insecta, Hemiptera, Aphididae. The record is from the annotation of a GenBank genome assembly.